AUGAUCGUUGAUUUAAGUCACUUGAAUCCGUUGAAUAAAAAAAAUAAGGCCACCGUUGCCGAUCUGCAGUCUCGUCUAAACAGCGAAGCUCAGAUUACCUUGGGAAAUGAGCUGGAAAUAUCGGGUCUAGAAGAAACACCAAAUGAAAACCCAACUCACUUGGUAUUAACUGUCGCCGCUAAACUAGGCAUUGAGUAUCAGGACAUGGACUUGAAUUAUGUGCACCGAGCUGGUACCAAAAACCAAAAUAUAAUUACUAACGUGAGUGGGAACCGUAAACUUCAUCGUUCCUUGGUGGUUGCUUUCACCCGUCAAGCUAAACGUGAGGAAUUCCUUGAACACGCGAAGGCUAGGAAAAACCUAAAGAGUAAAGACAUUCUGAAUUAUGGGCCUGAAAAUUUGAUCGACGUAAAUGAGCGUCUCACUGGCAAAAAUCGACGGCUAUUUCGUAAUGCGAGAGCUUUCACCGUCGAACAUGGCUACAGGUUUUGCUGGCUGCGGAACGGAUCCAUAUUUAUUAGGAAAGGGGAUGUCAAGGAAGGUAGCCCCGCAAUCCGUAUUAGGUCGGAAAAUGAUCUCAGCCGCCUGCUCUGUGCCCAAACCAAACCCGACACGGUGACCACUUAG
This is a messenger RNA of Parnassius apollo (apollo), 627 nucleotides long. NCBI's taxonomy places the organism in Eukaryota, Metazoa, Arthropoda, Insecta, Lepidoptera, Papilionidae. The record is from the annotation of a GenBank genome assembly.